CUGGACCGGGUGGUCGAGGAGAUCGCCGCCCGCGGCGCGGCCGGGCACGCCGUGGCCGCCGAUCUGGCGACCGCGGACGGCUGCCGGGCGGCCGUCGAGCAGGGCGCCGCCGCGCUCGGCGGGGUCGACGUGCUGGUGAACUGCGCCGGUGCCGCCCAGGGGGCCGACGUGCUGGGCCUGCCGGUGGAAACCAUCGAAGAGCGCUGGCGCUCAAGAGCUACGGCUACCUGCGCAUGGCGCAGCUCGUGA
Molecule: messenger RNA, 249 nt
Organism: Geodia barretti
Lineage: Eukaryota; Metazoa; Porifera; Demospongiae; Tetractinellida; Geodiidae
Source: the annotation of a GenBank genome assembly